AUGCUUCUAGAGUUUGCUAUCGAGGAAGCAAAGCUGAAGAAGAAGGACCUGGCCAUCUGCUGGCUGGACCUGGCCAACGCUUUUGACUCGCCCUUCCUGAUGACUUGCUCCACCCACCAGAGCCUACCAAUCCCACCUGUCCUCCACGACAUCCUAUCGAACAUCUACCAGGAAAACACGUCCCAAUUCGUCGUCAGCAAGGCGCUAUUUCUGGUCAAGCCCAUAUCAGGCGUCCACCAAGUAGAUAACCUAAACUCAAUCAUCUUUAAUCUCGCCGCCAAGCCACUCAUCCGAAGCCCUUAA
Molecule: messenger RNA, 303 nt
Organism: Daphnia pulicaria
Lineage: Eukaryota; Metazoa; Arthropoda; Branchiopoda; Diplostraca; Daphniidae
Exons: 1
Coding region: 1-303 (100 amino acids)
Source: RefSeq, a predicted model, not a curated record